AUGAAAGUGACAAUGGACAAAGAUUUGGGCAAGCAAGUAUUUGCCUACUUUCUCAAUACCUUUCCCAACUCUGCCCAAUAUAUUCUUGGCCCAUUUUUCUCCGCCUAUCCGAAGGAGGUGGCCAAGGUGUGGGUGACGCAGCCGAGAAGUGGCCCAACUUAUUUUUCAGACUUCACAUGGGCGCCCAUUUGGGAGAGCUCCAAGCCAUUUAAAGGUUGGCCGAUGGGAAGCCCCCUCAAACCGAAUCCCAACACAACUAAAAAGGCCCCAUCAAAGAAAGCAUCAUGCGCCGCUAGGAAGCCCAACCACUCAAGCUCGGCGGAUGGAAAGUUUGAUUGGUAUCAUUGGUUCAAAGCAUUGACACCAAAAUUGAAGGGCCAUUGGAGGAAGAUUGGAAUUUAUGAUACAUUGCUCCUAUGUGCAGGAGCCCCUUUCCUUGUGACUGAUCUCUUAUCAUCGCGGCCUUACGUUUUUGGCCUUCCUCCACCAAUUGCAUGA
Molecule: messenger RNA, 498 nt
Organism: Prunus armeniaca (apricot)
Lineage: Eukaryota; Viridiplantae; Streptophyta; Magnoliopsida; Rosales; Rosaceae
Source: the annotation of a GenBank genome assembly